Messenger RNA from Oryzias melastigma (Indian medaka), 2018 nucleotides. RefSeq names its product SRY-box transcription factor 1a (gene sox1a). Gene Ontology annotation, biological process: anatomical structure morphogenesis; regulation of DNA-templated transcription; cell differentiation. The coding region runs from base 498 to 1394 and encodes 298 amino acids. Lineage: Eukaryota; Metazoa; Chordata; Actinopteri; Beloniformes; Adrianichthyidae. The record is from RefSeq and is a predicted model, not a curated record. Gene Ontology annotation, molecular function: RNA polymerase II cis-regulatory region sequence-specific DNA binding; DNA-binding transcription factor activity, RNA polymerase II-specific. The transcript is spliced from 2 exons.
GAAAUGUUCAAAUGUGCUAUUUGUGGGACUGACCCUCUUCUCUUGCCUCCUCCUCCUCCUCGUUCUCCUCCUCCUCCAGUAUUUUUUCCCUCCUCCAUGGUAAUCCAGUCACCUGACCAAACGCCAUGCAAAUCACUCCGCUGCUAGAGCCUCAUUGGCCGCUUGUGGCUCAUUUAACCGCUGUCAGUGCGCAUCAUAUGGCCGCCACUUUACGCAACUUCUGAACUCCGGCAGGGAAAGUGGCUCCAAUGCGCUUUUCUCUCUUUUGUGGAUGUGAACCGGCUGCAGACAGACUGACAAACUCUCUGGAGAACAUUUUCCUCUUGGAAUAAUUCGAACUUCCUCGUCGCUUCGUUUUGGGGUCAGUAGAGCGUCUCUCUGUUGUGAAGCCGCAGUCCGCCUGUGCACAACCGUCCCUGAGCGAGAAGCGAGCGCGCCUCUCCGAGCGUGAGACAGACUUUUUCUCUGUGUCGGUGGUAACGUUUAAAAGCAGGUGAAUGUAUAGCAUGAUGAUGGAGACUGACCUCCACUCCCCCGGACACCAGACGAACACGUCCACGGGGCAAACGGGGCCGAAUGGCGGCUCCAAAGCCAACCAGGAGCGCGUAAAGAGACCAAUGAACGCCUUCAUGGUGUGGUCCCGGGGGCAGCGGAGGAAGAUGGCUCAGGAGAACCCCAAAAUGCACAACUCGGAGAUCAGCAAGCGGCUCGGCGCGGAGUGGAAGGUGAUGUCCGAGGCGGAGAAGCGUCCUUUCAUCGACGAGGCGAAGCGGUUGCGCGCCAUGCACAUGAAAGAGCACCCGGAUUACAAGUACCGGCCCAGGCGGAAGACCAAGACGUUGCUGAAGAAGGACAAGUACUCCCUCGCGGGGGGGCUCCUCUCUGGACCCAGCGGCGGCGCCGGAGUUGGUUUGGGCGUCGGCAUGAGUUCCUCCGGGGUCGGACAGAGGUUGGAGAGCCCCGGGGGCCACGCGGGCUCCGCGGGCUCCGGCUACGCGCACAUGAACGGCUGGGCGAACGGCGCGUACUCGGGGCAGGUGGCUGCAGCCGCGGCGGCCGCUGCCAUGAUGCAGGAGGCGCAGCUCGCCUACAGCCAGCACCCGGGCAGCGGGGCGCACCACCACCACCAUCACUCGCACCACCACCACUCCCACAACCCGCAGCCCAUGCACCGCUACGACAUGACGGCCCUGCAGUACAGCCCCAUCUCGAACUCUCAGAGCUACAUGAACGCCUCUCCGUCCGGCUACGGCGGGAUCACCUACACGCAGCACCAGGGCUCCGGCGUCUCCUCCUCCUCCGCCAUGGGCACGUUAGGGUCGCUGGUUAAGUCGGAGCCGAGCCAAAGUGACCAUCAAAGUCAUUUCCAGUGGAUCACCGAGGGCCGACUGUGAUUCACAGAUAGCACCUUGUCUCUUCCGCUGGCAGGCCGUCAUUACGCCAAACACCAGGAGAGACGGCUGCUGUGGGCAAGAAGACCUUUAGGAAAAUGUCAGCACCUCCAGUUUCCACCGUUUAACUCUUCCCUCUGCAACACUACCUGCUCUAAACCCUUUAAUUACACGAUCUGUUUUUUGUGUUGCUCAGUGUUUGGUAUCCCAGUGAUUUCAGAGCUUUUUUCCUUUUUUUGCCAUCCUUGCUCCUAUAUUUAUCCAGUCUCAGAAGAAAAAAAUACAAACAGAACCAGAAGGGACAGCUUGCCUGUCUUUAUAUCCUCCGUGUUUUUUCUGUUAUUCUUGUAUAUUUUCAAGUGUGUCUAAUGUGACGUCUGGCCGCAGAAGAGGACACUUGAGGAGAUCCGGCUUUCUGUAAUUUGAAUCAUUGAUGCUUUUUCUUUUUUGGCCGUGACCCACAGUGUAAAUUUUUCCUUUGGAGGGAAACCAAAAAAAAAAUGCAAUGAAUAAAAGCAUUAAGACCUCUUUCUGCAGCUAUAAUUAGCACUUAUAUGAAUGCACGACAUGCAGAUUUUUGCAUUGAUUUGUGAUUAAAAGGAAAAAAUUAAACAUUUAGAGAGCUAA